Cokeromyces recurvatus is the source of this 1181-nucleotide messenger RNA. RefSeq lists its product as uncharacterized. NCBI's taxonomy places the organism in Eukaryota, Fungi, Mucoromycota, Mucoromycetes, Mucorales, Mucoraceae. Bases 210 to 794 code for a protein of 194 amino acids. The transcript has 4 exons. The record is from RefSeq and is a predicted model, not a curated record.
UAUACAUCUAAUUCCAUUUGGGAAUUUCGCAAGCUAUUACCCUUGAAAAGAUUCCCUCAUGCAACAUAAGCAAUUAUGUUUAAUUUUAAUGCCAUGUAAUUCUUGAAGCUGCAUAAAUUAUUAGCCAAUUAAAAUAGAUACAAAUGUGCACCUUUUCUCACAUAUAAAAUAAAAAUGUCGUAGCUUUUUGUUCCUUUUUUUUUCUCCUUAUGACACGACUAAUCUCGAUAUAUGGUGCAAUGAAUUAUCAAUUCUUCUUUGAAGAUGGAGUAGGAAACAUUGUCGACGAAAAUGGCAAUGACCUAAUGGACAUUGAAGCGAGAUCAAAGACCUGUGAAGUAUUAGCAAAUGAAGAUAAUAUUGUUCAGUAUAUUAUAGAGGUGAAUUAUGUAACAGCUGAAAGUGCCAAAAAUAUUCCCAAAGAAAGCAAAAUAAAACUUCGUAGCCGUGACGAACUGAAAGUUCAUGCAGUUCAUCUCGUUGACAUUCACCCAAGAAAUAGUGCAGGGGUUAUCACUUUGGAACUUAAUUUGCAGCCAAGAAAUGUUCAAAGAUGGUACAAAGCUUGGACACAAAAUGGAGAUUCUUUAUUUAAGAAGGUUGGGAGACCACGUAUUAUAAAACCAGAGGGUAAGCUUGCCGUGGCCACCAAGCAUAUAGUCUCUGGUUUUUACUUCAAGUAUCCUACUGCUACUGUAGACCAACUUAUCAACAAGCUGACUGACGAUUUUGAAGAUUUUUCUAUAAAAUUGAUGAAAAAAUUAGUGAGGAAUUUGACAAAUUGGAAAAUUUAGACUUCCUUAAAUGAAAUAUACGAUCAUGUCCGAAAUAUAGAUCAUUGUCCAGUAAAUGAUCCUCUUAUAGCAUGGUUGUCUCUAACUGUUACUACGUUAUCGCUUUUAUUUUUACAAAAAGACAGUAGAACAAUACAUGCUUCACUCGAGUCUGAUCAGUUGUAUCGGUUAUGGUUUUUUUUGAAUACUAUUUUCGAUAGUUCAUCCAUAAAAUCAAUUGGGAAAAGUCGAGUUAUUCGAACUCAAAUGCUAAAAAUGCCAAAAGGAAAAUAGCUGCAAUUGAAGAAAUGGCUAGUAAGAAAAUGGGUAGAAAAAUCGAUACCAUUUAUGCAGGUGUUAACUUUGAGUUUGGUGCUCUUGAAAUUGGAAGUAAAGAUGACCAAACAA